UUGACCACACGAGGAAGUAACACUUUGGAGUUCGGAUCAGAAGUAGUAAAAACGAACUCUUUUCUUUUCUGAUCGGAUGAAGAUUAUCUUAUCCCAAGUGCAAACGGAAAGGGAGCUGCUCGUCCUCUCCGCUUCUUCCUUGUCCCCUGCUCCAAGCCGCGAGCUUUCUCCUCGACAAGAAAACGCCCCUGCUCCUUUAUAACUCCAGCUCGCCGCAGCAGCCAUAUCCACAUCUCUUCUCGGUCGAUUCCCUAGCAUCCUUUUUUUUUGGCCACUUUGAUCUCUCUACCAAGCCCGGCCGGCGUUCGAGUGCGAUGGACACCAAGGGAGCGGCGGAGGCAAUGCUGAAGGCGGCGACGCCCAUGGGGGCCGAGGAGGAGGCCAUGCUCAAGGCGCUGGCCCACAAGCAGGAGGCUGCUCCGGCGCCGGCCACGGCGGGGUCAUGGGCGACGGAGGGCAUCACGGGCGCGGCGUCGGCGGCGGUGGAGCGCUACUGGGCCAGCCUCAAGAGCCAGGCCCGCGCUGCCGGCGAGUACACGACGAGCAAGGCCCACGCGGCCGGUGAGUACACGACGCUCAAGGCCCGCGCCGCCGGCGAGUACACUACGAGCAAGGCCCUCGCGGCCGGCGAGUACACUGCGAGCAAGGCCCGCGCCGCCGGCGAGUACACGACGACCAAGGCCCGCGCGGCCGGGGAGUACACGACGCUCAAGGCCCUCGCGGCCGGCGAGUACACUACGAGCAAGGCCCGCGCGGCCGGCGAGUACACGACGCUCAGGACGCGCCAGGGCGUCGCCCUCUUCGGCGAGCCCAACAUCGGCCCCAUCAAGACCAUCGUUGAUCGUUGCUAGAUAAGAUUUCUUUUGAUGAGAUGCCAGUAGGUUGAGGACUUGAGGCUUUGUUGGUUACUGAAUGUUUCUGUCGCUGAUAAUUAUUUUAGGUCUUCAGAGUUGAAUAAUUAUUAGCUGUUGAUCCCGGCACAAUAUUGUCGCAGUUAGUUGAUGUUGACUACUGAAGUUCAUAUAUUCCUUAGUUAUUUUUCUUUCUUUUACUAGAAGCUUUCCAUUUUUUGGAUGGCAAAACAAAAAUAAUUUAUCAGACAUGCAUUGGACCUUCAA
This is a messenger RNA of Triticum aestivum (bread wheat), 1118 nucleotides long. RefSeq lists its product as uncharacterized. NCBI's taxonomy places the organism in Eukaryota, Viridiplantae, Streptophyta, Magnoliopsida, Poales, Poaceae. The transcript has a single exon. Bases 315 to 851 code for a protein of 178 amino acids. The record is from RefSeq and is a predicted model, not a curated record.